This is a messenger RNA of Lobosporangium transversale, 1708 nucleotides long. RefSeq lists its product as hypothetical. Lineage: Eukaryota; Fungi; Mortierellomycota; Mortierellomycetes; Mortierellales; Mortierellaceae. The record is from RefSeq and is a predicted model, not a curated record. The coding region runs from base 180 to 1346 and encodes 388 amino acids. The transcript has 3 exons.
ACUUUUUUUUUUUUCCUUUCUCCUAUUCGGCUCCUCCCUUAUGCUGUGUCCUCACAGCUCGGUGCGAGUGACGCAUUAACUCUGUAGGCUAUUUACGAUCGUCUUCAUUCAUGCAUUCCAAAAAGAAUACACUUGCCUCAUAUCAUGAUUCCGAACGCAAUCUCUGUUUUAUUUGAAACAUGAUUGGGCCACAUUCUGUCUCUAUUUCUCUCCCACGGCUUCUCUUCCUUCCUUUACCCCUUGAGACACCACGGCAUGCGCGGCAUGCACGGUGUUACACAGCGCCUCAACCCUGUAAACUGUGUGGUGAGAAAAGUUCUUCACCCAAUCCAAGCUCGGCUUAUACUAUCAUGCUCAUUUUCUACAUGACGCAGGGUGCAGAUGUUUUUACUCAACACGCACAGGCUUUAGAUCUAUGUAUCCGCUUGACACCUUGUCCAAUCUUCUCACUGCCACCGCCACCGUUCCUUAUCAAGUACUUCGAAAGUAAAUGUGGCAGACCCGCUCGCGAUAAUAAUCCAAGCACGAUAAUCGAGGAAGGUAUCACCAGUGACCCGCGGCCACGAAGACCUCCUAUGCUUGUCAGUUACCCGACCUCGUUUACUUCACGUCGAGGUAGUGGCUAUCCUUUCGAUCACCAUUCUGACCAUGGGGAAAGACGCAGCUUAGGAACUUAUUCUCCAUAUGCUUCAUAUGAUCGGGAAGAUGGAGAUCAGUUCAAGUUGUUUAUUGAAGGAGAAACCUAUAUUGGGACGAAUUCAACUCUUGGAACGACCGCAGCAGAAGCCAGCCCGAAAAUGAAGGCUCUCUCGAUGGCUUCCACCUCGACUCAGAAAGAUAUAGAUUCAUCAACAGUUGGUGCUGGUAAAGCGGAUAAUACGGUACCCAAGUCAUUGUCCAUCCCAACAUUACCCCCUUUGGAGAGCUCACCUAUGUCUAGCUCACCCACGAAACCUACCCAGCAUGCACAUACACCUGUCCUUAUAUUUGCUGCAGGAUAUACACCCGACAGAGAUGAAGACGAAGAAGCUGCUGAGGCAGCUCGAAAGAUAUCCCGAAGAUUGACUAUGGAAGGACGUAAAGAUGAGCUGGAUAUUUUCAAUAUCUCUAGUAUGAUGAAAUGGCCAUAUCGUCCUAGCUCUACAAUGCCAGCUCUUAGGUCAUCUUCCACUACUAUAAACUCCACUACUACAAGUGGAUCUAAACAUCCACGCCCUCCUUUACCAGCGCUUCUCACGGGAAGUAGUCUGUUUCGACCAAACCGCAACUCCACAAACGAAAACCAUGAUCGUGAUCCUAGCGUCCCUGCCUCGGGAUUGGAGAAGAAAUUUCAUAAUUCAUUCUAAAGCAUCGACUCUCGACGCUGGAUCAGAUGAUAGUGAAGAUCAAACAAAACAUCCCCACGCAGAUCCCGAGACUGUCGAGCAUGAUACCCAUGUGGAUAUAAAAAGUAAACACCCCAGCUUGUUACGUCCCAAAUCAUACGACCAUUAUAAUAAUGGUCAUAUCACUGGUUCCCUCGAACGUAAAGGUAGCAGUCGCAGCAACCGCCAUCUCCGCUCUCCCUUGGGCGAUAAGUUGUCCAUGGACAAUAUUCGUAGAUUCUCCCGAGACACUAUUACUCGGCUUCAGGAAGGCGGUCUUGGAGCGGCCCUCAGUCUUCCUGUCGCGACGGGACCAAUAUCUCCGACGGUCCUAUGCUCAGCAU